AUGCUUUCUCCGCCCACCGCCCUCGCCCCGCCCGUCGCCCUCGCCGCCUCGUCGCCCGUCGACCUCGGUUCCCUCGCCCAUCGCUCCCGCUUCCCCCGCCCGUCGCUCUCGCUUUCCCCGCCUACACCCUCGCCUCGCCUGUCGGCCUCGCCGCUUCCCCGCCCGUCGCCCUCGCUUCCGCCCGUCGCCCUCCCUUCCGCCCGUCACCCUCCCUUCCGCCCGUCGCCCUCCCUUCCGCCCGCCGCCCUUCCUUCUCCUCGUCGCGCUCCCUUCCGCCCGUCGCCCUCCCUUCGUCUCGUAGCCCCUCCCCGUUGCCUUCCCUUCCGCCCGCCGCCCUUCCUUUCCUUCGUCGCGUCUUUCCGCCCGUUGCCCCCCUUCGUCUCGUCGCCCUCCUUCCCGCUCGUCCCCUCGCAAUCUCCGUCUCUCUCUUCUCCCGUCGCCCUCCCAUCCACUCCUCGUUGUCCUCGCCAUCCCUCCCUUUUCCCUUCUCAUCUCGCACACUUGUCACGGCCCCUUUUCACGUGCACCCCUUCCUUCCUGCUUCCCCCCAUCCCCUUCCUGCUUCCCCCCAUCCCCUUCCUGCUUCCCCCCAUCCCCUUCCUGCUUCCCCCCAUCCCCUUCCUGCUUCCCCCCAUCCCCUUCCUGCUUCCCCCCAUCCCCUUCCUGCUUCCCCCCAUCCCCUUCCUGCUUCCCCCCAUCCCCUUCCUGCUUCCCCCCAUCCCCUUCCUGCUUCCCCCCAUCCCCUUCCUGCUUCCCCCCAUCCCCUUCCUGCUUCCCCCCAUCCCCUUCCUGCUUCCCCCCAUCCCCUUCCUGCUUCCCCCCAUCCCCUUCCUGCUUCCCCCCAUCCCCUUCCUGCUUCCCCCCAUCCCCUUCCUGCUUCCCCCCAUCCCCUUCCUGCUUCCCCCCAUCCCCUUCCUGCUUCCCCCCAUCCCCUUCCUGCUUCCCCCCAUCCCCUUCCUGCUUCCCCCCAUCCCCUUCCUGCUUCCCCCCAUCCCCUUCCUGCUUCCCCCCAUCCCCUUCCUGCUUCCCCCCAUCCCCUUCCUGCUUCCCCCCAUCCCCUUCCUGCUUCCCCCCAUCCCCUUCCUGCUUCCCCCCAUCCCCUUCCUGCUUCCCCCCAUCCCCUUCCUGCUUCCCCCCAUCCCCUUCCUGCUUCCCCCCAUCCCCUUCCUGCUUCCCCCCAUCCCCUUCCUGCUUCCCCCCAUCCCCUUCCUGCUUCCCCCCAUCCCCUUCCUGCUUCCCCCCAUCCCCUUCCUGCUUCCCCCCAUCCCCUUCCUGCUUCCCCCCAUCCCCUUCCUGCUUCCCCCCAUCCCCUUCCUGCUUCCCCCCAUCCCCUUCCUGCUUCCCCCCAUCCCCUUCCUGCUUCCCCCCAUCCCCUUCCUGCUUCCCCCCAUCCCCUUCCUGCUUCCCCCCAUCCCCUUCCUGCUUCCCCCCAUCCCCUUCCUGCUUCCCCCAUCCCCUUCCUGCUUCCCCCCAUCCCCUUCCUGCUUCCCCCCAUCCCCUUCCUGCUUCCCCCCAUCCCCUUCCUGCUUCCCCCAUCCCCUUCCUGCUUCCCCCCAUCCCCUUCCUGCUUCCCCCCAUCCCCUUCCUGCUUCCCCCCAUCCCCUUCCUGCUUCCCCCCAUCCCCUUCCUGCUUCCCCCCAUCCCCUUCCUGCUUCCCCCCAUCCCCUUCCUGCUUCCCCCCAUCCCCUUCCUGCUUCCCCCCAUCCCCUUCCUGCUUCCCCCAUCCCCUUCCUGCUUCCCCCCAUCCCCUUCCUGCUUCCCCCCAUCCCCUUCCUGCUUCCCCCCAUCCCCUUCCUGCUUCCCCCCAUCCCCUUCCUGCUUCCCCCCAUCCCCUUCCUGCUUCCCCCCAUCCCCUUCCUGCUUCCCCCCAUCCCCUUCCUGCUUCCCCCAUCCCCUUCCUGCUUCCCCCCAUCCCCUUCCUGCUUCCCCCCAUCCCCUUCCUGCUUCCCCCCAUCCCCUUCCUGCUUCCCCCAUCCCCUUCCUGCUUCCCCCCAUCCCCUUCCUGCUUCCCCCCAUCCCCUUCCUGCUUCCCCCCAUCCCCUUCCUGCUUCCCCCCAUCCCCUUCCUGCUUCCCCCCAUCCCCUUCCUGCUUCCCCCCAUCCCCUUCCUGCUUCCCCCCAUCCCCUUCCUGCUUCCCCCCAUCCCCUUCCUGCUUCCCCCCAUCCCCUUCCUGCUUCCCCCCAUCCCUUCCUGCUUCCCCCAUCCCUUCCUGCUUCCCCCCAUCCCCUUCCUGCUUCCCCCCAUCCCCUUCCUGCUUCCCCCCAUCCCCUUCCUGCUUCCCCCCAUCCCCUUCCUGCUUCCCCCCAUCCCCUUCCUGCUUCCCCCAUCCCUUCCUGCUUCCCCCCAUCCCCUUCCUGCUUCCCCCCAUCCCCUUCCUGCUUCCCCCCAUCCCCUUCCUGCUUCCCCCCAUCCCCUUCCUGCUUCCCCCCAUCCCCUUCCUGCUUCCCCCCAUCCCCUUCCUGCUUCCCCCCAUCCCCUUCCUGCUUCCCCCCAUCCCCUUCCUGCUUCCCCCCAUCCCCUUCCUGCUUCCCCCCAUCCCCUUCCUGCUUCCCCCCAUCCCCUUCCUGCUUCCCCCCAUCCCCUUCCUGCUUCCCCCCAUCCCCUUCCUGCUUCCCCCAUCCCCUUCCUGCUUCCCCCCAUCCCCUUCCUGCUUCCCCUCAUCCCCUUCCUGCUUCCCCCCAUCCCCUUCCUGCUUCCCCCCAUCCCCUUCCUGCUUCCCCCCAUCCCCUUCCUGCUUCCCCCCAUCCCCUUCCUGCUUCCCCCCAUCCCCUUCCUGCUUCCCCCCAUCCCCUUCCUGCUUCCCCCCAUCCCCUUCCUGCUUCCCCCCAUCCCCUUCCUGCUUCCCCCCAUCCCCUUCCUGCUUCCCCCCAUCCCCUUCCUGCUUCCCCCCAUCCCCUUCCUGCUUCCCCCCAUCCCCUUCCUGCUUCCCCCCAUCCCCUUCCUGCUUCCCCCCAUCCCCUUCCGUGCUUCCUCCCGUCCCCUCCCCUGCUUCCCCCCAUCCCCUUCCGUGCUUCCCCCCAUCCCCUUCCUGCUUCCCCCCAUCCCCUUCCUGCUUCCCCCCAUCCCCUUCCUGCUUCCCCCCAUCCCCUUCCUGCUUCCUCCCGUCCCCUCCCCUGCUUCCCCCCAUCCCCUUCCCCCAUCCCCUUCCCUGCUUCCUCCCGUCCCCUCCCCUGCUUCCCCCCAUCCCCUUCCGUGCUUCCCCCAUCCCCUUCCGUGCUUCCCCCCAUCCCCUUCCCUGCUUCAGCCCAUCCCCUUCCCUGCUUCCUCCCGUCCCCUCCCCUGCUUCCCCCCAUCCCCUCCCCUGCUUCCCCCCAUCCCCUUCCUGCUUCCCCCCAUCCCCUUCCUGCUUCCCCCCAUCCCCUUCCUGCUUCCCCCCAUCCCCUUCCUGCUUCCCCCCAUCCCCUUCCUGCUUCCCCCAUCCCCUUCCUGCUUCCCCCCAUCCCCUUCCGUGCUUCAGCCCAUCCCCUUCCCUGCUUCAGCCCAUCCCCUUCCCUGCUUCCUCCCGUCCCCUCCCCUGCUUCCCCCCAUCCCCUUCCGUGCUUCCCCCCAUCCCCUUCCGUGCUUCCCCUCAUAUUUCCCAUGCGCGACACCCUUGAUCUCUGGGAAAAUGCCCGUCGCAAGUGCGGGCGCUGCGCGUCGGCCAACCUUUCUCAUUCUGUUCUGCCCACCCUCUCCCGUUCCGUUCUGCCUCCAUCUCUCAUUCCUUCGCACUUUCCCUCAUUCCUUCCCACCCUCUCUCAUUCCGUACCACCCUAA
This is a messenger RNA of Closterium sp. Naga37s-1, 3756 nucleotides long. Lineage: Eukaryota; Viridiplantae; Streptophyta; Zygnematophyceae; Desmidiales; Closteriaceae. The record is from the annotation of a GenBank genome assembly.